Molecule: messenger RNA, 5040 nt
Organism: Pelodiscus sinensis (Chinese soft-shelled turtle)
Lineage: Eukaryota; Metazoa; Chordata; Testudines; Trionychidae
Source: RefSeq, a predicted model, not a curated record
UGAGAUAGGUGGUCUGUGGAAAUAAAGUGUGGCUCCUACACCCAGAUUUAGAAUUGCACUUUUGGUGUAUUGUAGCUAUUAAAUAACCCACAGAUCUGAAAUACUAUCACUUGAUAGAAUAGCUCAGGAAAAGUCUAAGCUCUAUAGCUUGUAAAGCACUUGCAGAUAUUCCUUACAAGCACACGAUCACUAAGAAGAUCCCCUCUUUUGCCUUUUGCAGGAGCUCCAGAUCAGGACAUCUUCUGGAAGACACUUCCCUAAGGCAGCAUUCUUGAGGAAACGUCUUCCUCCAGGCAUGGGCUAUGUCAGAUUUUGAGGUGAACACCCCCUGUGAGAACUUUGAAGCCAAUGUGUUUGCCAAGAGCCGAUGCCAGAAUUGUUUUUGGGCAGCUGAUGCUCACCAGUCCAGCAACCAGGUUCCAAAGGAACAUGCUGUGGAAGCCCCACGUGAUAAUACCACUAGUGCACCAGACCCAGCUGGACCUUGGGACCCCCUGUGCAUCUUAGCGCCCCAGUGUGAGCUGUACGUGUGUGUGGGCUUUGAGGACGGAAGAGAGAGCUGGCAGGAGAGCUUGGCAUAUACCCAAUUCAGCAGCAGAGCCAAGGGCAAGCACAGAGGAACCAACACCAGUACCUAUAUCAGCACCGGCACCAGUACGGGAACCAGCACCACGCUCGCCAGGAACUGGGAAAUGACCAGGCUGCUGGACAGCAUUUUGGGAUCAGACAAACAAGACAUGAUGAACUAUGCAGUCCAGAGGAACGAGGUGCAGACUGGAGCCCUGCAGUCAGACAGACCCAGAUGGGGUCAGAGCAUAUCCUGUGGAUCCCGGCAGAGAACAGAGUCUCAGAGCUUCAUGAAAGAAAUCUCCCCUUGGAAAGCAGAGCCCAGCCCUGUAAGCCAGAGCCCUGGGGGUGGCUGGGCAAAGCAUCAGGUGGAGAGCAGUUAUUUCUCUCCAGAACGCCGGAAAUCUGACUCCAGCUGGGUCUCUUCCCCUUCACGAGGCAGCCGUAGCACCUUGCCCACGCACAGUGACCUGGUAAGGACAGGUGGGCAUCUCACUUCCUCCGUCAGCUCCUUGGACUCUGGCUUACAUAGGCACAGGAGUGGCGACGGCGAGGGGCGACAUGGCUUGGUGCGGCAGGAGUACACGAUGCUGGCUGAUCUGCCCAAGCCCAAGCGGAUCAGCCACAGGGAGGCAUUUGAACAGGAACGCAGCAGUUCCCGCACUCGGAGCCCAGGCCGGGCUGAGGUGGAACGGAUCUUUGGAUACGAGCGCAGGAAGACGGAGACACUGGAGGCGUUCCAGGCCUUGGAGGAGGGCCUUGUGGAGCGGCUGGAUGGCAAGACCCCACUGCUGGCCAAAGAACGCCGAUUAGGCCGGAGGCAGUCCAGCCCCACCCUAUACAGAGAGGGAAACAAGAGGCUCCCACAGCAGCUGGAGCAGCCUGGCAAAGGCCGAGGAGAAGCCCUGCUCUCACUGAGCCCAGAUCGGCGGUCGGAGAGAGACCGGAGAAGCCGAAUGGAAUCCAUGUGCCACACAAGUACUGAUAAGUGCAUGGACAGAGAAAGGGUGCCUCGUCAGCCCUCGAACCCUGGGAAACAGAUCGACAGUAACUGGAAAAGCCGAAGGGAUUCUCUGCACCCCACAAGCCCCAUGAAAAGCUCAGAUAACAGCUGGACUGGCCGCGGGGACUACCUGCAUCCUGCGAGUCCUGGGAAGCAAGCAGAAAGCAACUGGAAGAGCCCAAGGGAGAUGCACCCAGUGAUGAGCACUGAGAGAAAAUGGAGGGGUGCAAAAGAGCCCCUGCACCCUAUGAGUGCGGGGAAACACACGAGUGAACGACAGAGCCGAGAGGAGAAACCUCACCCUGUGAGUUCACGGAGAUACACAGAGAGUGAUCAGAAGAGCUGGAGCAAAUCACUGGGCCCCAUGGGUCCAACUAAGCAGCCAGAGAGGGACUGGAGGAGCCAGGCAGAGACCCUCCGUUCCAGGAGUCCAACCAGGCAGCCAGAGGGGGACUGGAGGAGCCAGGCAGAGACCCAGGGCCCUAGGAGCCCAACUGGGAAGCCAGAAAGAGGCUGGAAGAGCCGGGAAGAGACUCUGUGCCCCAGGAGUCAAACUCAAAGAUCAGAGGACAACUGGAGGACCCAAGAGGAAUCCUUAUGCCACAUGAAUCCAGUGCAACAACUGGAAAGAGACUGGAGGAGCCAAGGAGAAUGUUUGUACUCUGUGAGCUCAAGGCACCAACCAGAGACCACUUCGAAAAGCCCUGUGAGCCCCAGUCAAUGGAAAGAAAGUGACUGGAAGAGCCAUGAGCAGUCUCUACACCCAAGCUCAAAGAAGCAAUUGGAGAAUGACAGGGUCAAAAAGGAGAACCUCUUGCAUCAAUCCCAUCUAGCUGGAGGCACACCCCAACCUCUCCACAGUGCCAGCUCCUCAGGAAACCAAGACCUUUAUCUGAACACUAAUGGGCAGCACAACAAGCCGGAUCUCCUCAAUUUCAAGAAGGGGUGGAUGUCCAUACUGGAUGAGCUGGGAGAGUGGAAGAAACACUGGUUUGUGCUGACGGACUCAAGCCUGAGAUAUUACAGGGACUCCAACGCUGAGGAGGCUGAUGACCUGGAUGGGGAGAUUGACCUGCGCUCCUGCACAGACGUGACGGAAUAUGCCGUGCAACGCAACUAUGGCUUUCAGAUACACACAAAGGACUCCACCUUCACCCUGUCAGCAAUGACCUCUGGGAUCCGGCGGAACUGGAUCGAGGCGCUGAGGAAGAACGUGCGCCCAGCCACUGCACCAGAUGUCACAAAGCUGUCUGACUGCAAUAAGGAAAACUCCUUCCGCAGCUGCGUGUCCCAGAAAGGAUCCCUCCGAUCAGAGGAGCAGUGGCCAGGCUUGGGGUCAGAGGUUAUCUCCAAGGGCGGUAACCGGAAGGCAGAUGGGCCGCGCCACGUCUUUGACUACGUGGAGCUGUCUCCCUUGAAUCAGGGGUCCCCGCAACGGACAAGAGGCAGUUUGAAGGGGAUCUCUGACCGAGCCACCAAGCAGGAGGACCUGGAACGGGACCAGGCUCUGCGCUUUGAGGAAAGGAGGAAGUGGUUUGAGGCUCCUGACCCUGGGGUCCUGCAGGGUGACAGUCCAGCAGGGGCCCUCUCUUGGAAGGCGUGCGAGCAGGAGCCACUGGGGCCUGCCCUGUCCGAGGACCAGCGCAGUCGACUGAAUGAAGAAAUUGAGAAGAAGUGGCUGGAGCUGGAACGGCUGCCCCUGAAGGAGUCUAAGCGCAUUCCCCUGAUGACGCUCCUGAACCAGAGCAAGGGGGGCCAUGGUGACACAAGGGAGGCUUUGGAGAAAGAGGUCCAGUCCCUGAGGGAACAACUGGAGUCGUGGCGUGCCCGGAGCGAGAGCCUUCAUGACACAGGAAAGUCCUCUGGAGAUGUCCCUUUGCCCCAGGGCUUCAUUUCCCAGGAGGCAUGUGAGCGCAGCUUGGCGGAGAUGGAAUCUCUUCACCAGAAGGUCAUGUCAGAGCUCCAGCGGCACCAUCAGUGGGAGCUGGAGCGGCUGCGGCAGGAGAAGGAGCGACUCCUGGCUGAGGAGGCAGCAGCUACGGCUGCAGCAAUCGAAGCGCUGAAGAAAGUGCACAAGGAGGAGCUGAACAAGGAGGUGGGCAGGACACGCCAUGUCCAGCUGGGCGGGUCAGGUUCAGAGGCUCUCCGGAGACAGCACCACAGGUCGGAUGUGGACUCUCUGAAGCGGGAGCUGCAGGUUCUCUCGGAGCAGUACUCCCAGAAGUGCCUGGAAAUUGGUGACCUCACCCAGAAAGCAGAUGAGCGGGAGCAGAUGCUGCAGCGCUGCCAGCAGGAGGGGAAGGAGCUGCUCCAGCAGAACCAGGAGUUGCAGAAGUGUCUAUCUGAGGAGAUCCAGAGGUUACGGACCUUCAUCGCCUCCCAGGGCACGGGGGAUGGGGCCUUGCACAACAACGAGAGGAGCUCCUGUGAACUAGAGGUGCUGCUUCGAGUGAAGGAGAACGAACUCCAGUAUUUGAAGAAAGAGGUUCAGUGUCUAAAAGAGGAGCUUCAGAUGAUGCAAAAGGAUAAGAGAUUUGCCUCAGGGAAAUACCAGGAUGUCUAUGUGGAGUUGAACCACAUCAAGCUGCGCUCAGAGCGGGAGAUUGAGCAGCUGAAGGAGCACCUGCGCCUGGCCAUGGCAGCUCUGCAGGAGAAGGAGACGCUGUGUAACAGCAUCAGCGAGUAGAGGUUUGUUUUGCUCCAUUCCUCACUUGUGGGGCGGGGGUGGCUGCAUCCCAUCCAUUAACACCCCUUUGAGGAAACCAGCUCCCAUGUCUUUCACCAGUCCCCAUCCCAUGCCUCUGCAUAUCUGAGCACAUCGUUUGGACUGGCUCCUACGUGCACCUUCUUCAGGAUUUUAUAUGUGAAAAGAUAUAUUUUAUAGAUACGUCACUUUUUUUGUUUGUUUUUUGUUUGUUUUUUGUGGGUGGGGAACAUUUUAAAUCUACAAUAUCUUUUAACCAGCAGCUGAAGACAGAAGAAACACGGAUGUCGCUCCUGCCUCGAGCACUCUUUGCAGGGUGCAUCCAUGGGGCCUUGGGGUGGCCCUCUCCCCUUUUACCCCACACCUCCAAACUGCUUUGUGAGCCUGCAUGGAUGUGCUGGAAGGACCGUGCACCAUGAGACACAAUGUGGUUAGCCAUACGGGAGAAUCCGUGUUCUGCACAAGUGCUCCUGGACCUCUGCAAAAAGCAAUGUUGGAUAGAGCGCAUUAAAGCCUUUGGGGACUGUACUCUCACUCUGGGGACUGUAUUGAAAGCAGGUUGCUGUACCCAUGAACCAUGUCUGUCCUAGGGCAAGGCCAGUCCCUUGGAGGUUUUGGAAGAAUCUGUCUCCUGCUAGCAUACUCCCAAGGAGGAGUAGGGGACUCUACCUGUGCCACUGCUGUGUCUGCCGGAGCCAAACAAUGAAGGCAGCGGCUGCCCUUCUCCACCAUUAAUAGUUUAACUUAAUAAAAUCUUCAGCUAUCA